Messenger RNA from Nothoprocta perdicaria, 3066 nucleotides. RefSeq names its product phosphorylated adaptor for RNA export (gene PHAX). Gene Ontology annotation, biological process: snRNA export from nucleus. The record is from RefSeq and is a predicted model, not a curated record. Lineage: Eukaryota; Metazoa; Chordata; Aves; Tinamiformes; Tinamidae. The transcript is spliced from 5 exons. Gene Ontology annotation, cellular component: nucleus. Bases 7 to 1206 code for a protein of 399 amino acids.
GGGAAGAUGGCGCAGGAGGCGCGGGGGAUGGAGGGCGACGUGGAGGACGGCGAGCUCUCCGGCUCCGACUCCGACAUGGCGGGGGCCGGCUCUCCCGGGGACCCGCAGCAGAAAUUGCAUGAUGGAAGUAAUUCAGUCAGACCUUUCCAGAGCAUCAUUUCAUCCUGUCCACCAAGUGUCCCGUAUCGGACAACCAAAAGUGCGGACUCAAGUGAUGAGAGUUUUUCUGAAUCUGAUGAUGAUAGUUGUCUGUGGAAAAGAAAACGUCAGAAGUGUUCCAACCUUCCUCCGGCUAAAUCUGAGCCUUUUCAGUUUACUCAGAACCAGCAAAAGCAAACCCUCCCAAGUGGCAAGAAGGUCAACAAUAUCUGGGGAGUGGUGCUUCAGGAGCAGAGUCAGGAUGCUGUGGCUACUGAACUUGGAAUUCUAGGAAUGGAUGGUAGUAUUGACAGAAGCAGGCAGUCUGAGACUUACAAUUAUUUAUUGGCUAAAAAGCUAAUGAGAGAAGCUCAGCAAAAGGAGGCAGAGACUUUAGAUAAAGAGUUGGAUGAAUACAUGCAUGAUGACAAGAAAACAUUGCCAGCAGAAGAAGAAAAUGGACAUGGUUUUCUCAAACGAAAGCGGCCUGUAAAAGAUAGACUAGGAGAAAGACAAGAAAUGAAUUAUAAAGGAAGAUACGAGAUCACAGAAGAAGAUUCUGAGGAAAAAGUGGCAGAUGAAAUUGCUUAUCGGCUUUGUGAACCAAAGAAAGAUUUAAUUGCCCGAGUAGUGAAAAUAAUUGGAAAAAGGAAGGCUAUUGAAUUGCUUAUGGAAACUGCUGAAGUGGAACAAAAUGGUGGACUGUUCAUAGUGAAUGGUACUAGAAGAAGAACACCAGGGGGAGUGUAUUUAAAUCUGCUGAAGAACACACCUAGCAUCAAAGAACAACAAAUCAAGGAAAUCUUCUACUUGGAAAACCAAAAGGAGUAUGAAAACAAGAAGGCUGCUAAGAAGAGGAGAAUGCAAGUUCUAGGAAAGAAGAUGAAAAAAGCUAUUAAAGGGCUUAACCUGCAAGAAUAUGAUGAUGCAUCUCGAGAGACUUUUGCUAGUGACACAAAUGAGGCUCUGGCUUCUCUGGAUGAUUUACAGGAAGGACAUCAUGAAGCAAAGAUGGAAUCAGAAGAUGUUAUUGAGAUUGAUAACCCUCACGAUUUGGAAAUCUUUUAGCUCUCAGUGUACUUGAUAACAAAAUCUCUGUAAAAUAUAUUAAAUCAAGCUUUUAUUAUAAUUUCAUGACUUCCUGUUUUCAUAAGUUGCAGAAAUAUGGAAAAUACUCAAUGUUAAAAAAACUAUAUAAUCCUUCACUAAGUUUAACAGCGUGAGGGUUAUUAUUUUUCCUGUUUUGUUUGCUGUAGUCUCAAAAAYUGUUAAGGUUUUCUAGAUAACAGGUCUACUUCCUGGUGUUUUUGGAAAUUUUUAGGAAAUUUCAAAGCCACGUUAAGUUUCAGAAUUAAGGCAUUCUUCUAAUUGAAUACACCAUUUUCAUCUGUUGAAACUAACAGUCAUAAAAAAUAAUAGCCAAGGCUGCUCUGAAUUAAAAUUGAGUAGAAACUUACUCUGGUUAAGUUUUGACAUAGAAGAUCCUGUGUUCUUGAUGUAGCAAUGUAUUGACAAUAAUAGUGUCUGUGAUAUUAAGAUUUAUAAAAGCAGAUAGGUUUCUGAAACAAACUAAAUUUUAAGAGUGAAUGAUUUUUGAGUAACAAGCCUGCAAACGAGCACUAUUGAGCAACRCAUGUUGUAAACCACUACUGCAGGUUUUAAUCUUUCAUAUUGUAACAAUUGUUUGAUCUUUCUACCUCCUGUGUUUAAGCUUUUUCCAUAAUGCACGCAACUUAAACAGAUCUUUUUGUUUUGAGUCAAUUACAGUGGAACUCAGUUUCUGAGCCAUUAGCCCAUGCUUCAGUAUGGUCUACAUAAAUUUGCAUUCCCCUGAAGAACUGUGUUUGCUCAAGACUUCAUAGACAGACAUAAAUCCUUAACCUUGCAAUUCCUGUCCCCAUGCUUCUCUCUUAUCUGUGUGGUAAAAGUGUGAAACUCAGAGAAAUUCUGAAGUUUUUAUUAAUUUUGACUCUUAUAAAACAACAGUAUGCAAGAGAGAUGAUUUCUACUUGAUAAAGUUGACUAGUUUUUAGGUUUUGAASAUAACUUUUACGUUCCACAUUGUUUGGGAACAUAACAGAAGAGUAUGUGAGACAUUGAUAACAUGUAUGAUGUCUAAAACUUGUUGUCCCUAAUAAGUUGUGUUUUAUGUGAAUUUUAUGUUUUCAUUAUAAAAUAUUUCUGAAAUAUUAACUCACUUUAAAACCUGACAACAAACUUUUGCACGUAAAUUUUGCUCACCUGAGAGUCGUUGGGUUUCACAAGAGAAGCAUGUUACCAGAAACUUAAUGUAAUUGCAGUAUUGAAUAGUUCAGUACUUUGAACAGCUGGUGUUUACUAAAGCAUUURGAAAAAGAGCUAUUAAACUUAGAGAAUAUUCCAUUAUAUGGUUUUAAAUUCAGUUUACUUGAGAGUUUUGACCUUUCUGCAUCUUUAUGGUGGUACGUGAAUUCCCUGUUAGGAAGAAAUUGUUCAUCAGCUAUGAAGCAUGGUUGGUUCCUGGUACAGUACUUCUUGCCACAAAAGUAGCAAAAGGUUUUGAUGUGUUUGUUGUCUUUCCUAGCACAGCUAUGCUGGUCAAUGUGCUAAACUGAUUCUGAGACUUUUUUUACACAGUUUGGUUAGUUUGGGACUCUGUCAUCAGCUGCUGAUCUGGGAUUUCCUGGAUAAUUUUGUUUUUUUCUUCUCCCUAGAUAUUGUCAGCAAAYUUUCAUAGUUGUUUCAUUACUUUUUUAUUGUUGCAUAAUUGGAUAAUUUGUUGCCAAUGGAGAAGAUUCUUGUAAUUAGUGGGGUUUUGUUUGUUUUGGAUUUCCUAAGUAAAGGUUGCUGGAACAGUGUAUAAAUUCCUUCUCUCACAGAAAGAGGGUGAUACUGAGCGCUACCUUCCAGUGUCUGACUAAAUGACUUUUGACUAUUUUAAGUAUUUUC